Molecule: messenger RNA, 1093 nt
Organism: Fonticula alba
Lineage: Eukaryota; Rotosphaerida; Fonticulaceae
Product: ADP-ribosylation factor 6
Exons: 4
Coding region: 229-768 (179 amino acids)
Biological process (GO): vesicle-mediated transport; intracellular protein transport
Cellular component (GO): cytoplasm
Molecular function (GO): GTP binding; GTPase activity
Source: RefSeq, a predicted model, not a curated record
CCUCCUUUCCUCGCCCCUUCGCCCGCGCGCUCUCCGCUCGCCUCUUCCUCCCCCCUCCCUCUCCAAUCGGUAAUCUCCGCGCGUGUAGGAUCGCCCUGAGAGACCACCUGCCUUCGCUUGCCUCUCCUCCUCCUUCAGGAAUAUCCACCUGCCCCCCCCCCUUGCAUUGGAUUACCUCCCCCUGUCGUCGCCCCGACCCCGCGACGUCUCUUUUUACUACCAGCCACCAUGGGAAGUGGCAUGAGCCGCGCGCUGGCCAAGAUGUUCGGCAACAAGGAGCUCCGCAUCCUGAUGCUGGGCCUCGAUGCCGCCGGCAAGACCUCCAUCCUUUACAAGCUGAAGCUUGGUGAGUCGGUACAGACGAUUCCCACUGUCGGCUUCAACGUCGAGACUGUCACCUUUAAGAACGUCCGCUUUAAUGUCUGGGACGUUGGUGGUCAGGACAAGAUCCGCCCGCUCUGGCGCCACUACUACGCCGGCACCCAGGGCCUGGUGUUCGUGAUCGAUUCGGCUGACUCCGAGCGUCUUGAGGAGGCGCGCACCGAGCUCCACCGCAUUCUCGGUGACAAGGAGAUGCGCGAUGCCGUGCUGCUCGUCUUCGCCAACAAGCAGGACAUCGAGGGUGCCGCCACCCCGGCCAUGAUCACCGAGCGCCUUGGUCUUCAGAAGCUCACCGAUCGCCAGUGGUAUGUCCAGCCGAGCUGCGCCAUCCAGGGCACCGGUCUGGCGGAGGGGCUCACCUGGCUCAACCAGAAUGUCAAGCAGUAAUGCGCAAUAGCUGCCCUUCAUGUGACCUGCUUUGGGUCGUCGCUUUCUUCCUCCCCCCGCUGCUGCGGUGCAUCCCAUGCAGAAGGCCGGCACAGAGGACCGGGCGAAGGCAGGGCCACAAAUGUGCAUGCGCCACCCUGCCCCUGCGCAUCUGCUCCUCCCUCCUCUCUGCCCCAUAUGCCCUCUCGCGCUUGCCAUCGCACGCACGCACGUAGUCCAUAUCCCCUACACAGAUCGGUGAUGGGUAUGCAUACAAGUGCAUUCUCCCCCUCCCUGCUCCCCUCCUCCAGCAUUGCUUCCUUGCCUCCCCCCCCCCCCUCCUCUC